Funneliformis mosseae is the source of this 124-nucleotide messenger RNA. NCBI's taxonomy places the organism in Eukaryota, Fungi, Glomeromycota, Glomeromycetes, Glomerales, Glomeraceae. The record is from the annotation of a GenBank genome assembly.
AUGCUCUUGGAAGAUUGUGUGAAGGAUUGUGUAUAUUUUGAUUCUGCACUGAUGAAAGAAACGAAUAAAGAAGUUAUUUUACAAUCAGUUAAGACAGAUGAUGAUAAUGACUUUAAUCAUGACA